AUGUCUCAAGUUGAUUUCUUCGGAAGAUGUCCCGCUUCGUUCGGCCAUCGAGCUACGCGAAUAGACCACUUACCAAACUGGGCUUGGCAGUCUCUCAUCUGCGCCUCGACGGAGGCAAAAAAAUCUUUCGUUCGUCAGUGUCUUGCAGAUCACAGUCGGCCUCUAAAGCCCUGGUUCGCCAGCCACGACCCAGCACAUAAACACACCUUCUUGGCACUGCCAGUGGACAUCCUCCCCGUUGCCGAUUGGAUCUGCCUGUCAACGACCAGUUUAGAGGUGGGCAAACGCUAA
Molecule: messenger RNA, 291 nt
Organism: Protopolystoma xenopodis
Lineage: Eukaryota; Metazoa; Platyhelminthes; Monogenea; Polystomatidea; Polystomatidae
Source: the annotation of a GenBank genome assembly